Molecule: messenger RNA, 1296 nt
Organism: Culex quinquefasciatus (southern house mosquito)
Lineage: Eukaryota; Metazoa; Arthropoda; Insecta; Diptera; Culicidae
Product: gustatory receptor for sugar taste 64a
Exons: 4
Coding region: 1-1296 (431 amino acids)
Biological process (GO): detection of chemical stimulus involved in sensory perception of taste; sensory perception of sweet taste
Cellular component (GO): membrane
Molecular function (GO): sweet taste receptor activity
Source: RefSeq, a predicted model, not a curated record
AUGUUCAAAUAUAGUAGUACAAGUUCUAGUACAAGGCCAGUCCUUAGCAAUAACCAAAGAGAUACGUUCCAUUCAAUCAUGCAACCAAUCAUAUUAUCCGCCCAGUGCCUAGGACUAUUUCCGAUAGUCGGAAUCACCGAGAAAACCACAUCCGCACUGCAGUUCCGGUGGUUUUCGCUCCGAACCGUUCUAAGCGUAACUGUGAUGACCAGUGCAUUUCUAGUAGCGAUCGCUGAGCUUCGACGGAUAGCAAGAACCGGAGUCAACUUUUCCAACAUCAUAAAUCCUUACUUCUUCGCUGAUACCGCCAUCAUCGUAGGAUUGCUUAUUCGAUUGGGCCGCCGUUGGGAGCAUCUUAUGGUCCAGGUGGAGAACGUCGAGCGGAUACUGCUGAAACCGUGCUACAACCUUGGGCAGGUACAUCUGAAGAGAAACUGUUGGCUUGCCGCCGGAUCGUGGUUGGUCUUGGCUACCACGGAACACUUUUUCGCCACAACAUCGUUCGUCAACGAUCAGCGAAUGGAAUCACUGCGCUGCAACUGGACUUACACCAAUGCGAUCGAGAACUAUGCUCGUCGAAACUACGCUUACGUCUUCAAUCUGCCCUGGAUGCCGUACAACAUUCCAGUGCUGCUGUAUCUAAGGUACGUGACCUUCUCAGUAACACUGGCAUGGACCUACCAGGACGUUAUCCUGAUCGUGGUUUGCAUCUACAUGAACACUCGCUACCGGCAGUUCUUCACCCGAAUCGAGGUCGCAGCCAGCGUCGAACGUCCACCACCAGCUGAAUCGUUCUGGGGUGAAAUUCGGUACCACUACAUUGCGCUGAGCGACCUGCUCCAGUCGAUGAACUACGAGCUGUCCGCGCUGGUCAUCAACUCCUGCAGCAACAAUAUCUUUCUCGUGUGCUACAUCCUGCUGCACAGUCUGGGCCCCAAACAAUCGACACUAUCGUUCACGUAUUUCUGGUUCGCCGUGUGCUUCUUCGUAGGACGAACCUGUACGGUUAUGCUGACCGCGGCCAAGUUCGACCGUACGCUGAAACGUGCCCUGCAAGUGGUGCAUCGAAUCCCCAAUGAAGGCUGGUGCGACGAGCUCAACCGGUAUUACCACCAUCUGCGAAUCGAAAAGGUCUCCCUGUCCGGGAAACGGUUCUUUUACCUCACCAGGAGGACCGCCUUUGGGAUGUUUUCCGUCAUCUUCACGAUCGAGAUUGUGAUGAUCAAGUACUCCAAAAUGGCCCGCAACUCUGGUGUUCCGGCAGACUGCUCAACGCUGGCGUUUUCACAGGAUUGA